This is a messenger RNA of Vitis riparia (riverbank grape), 1459 nucleotides long. RefSeq names its product RPM1-interacting protein 4-like. The record is from RefSeq and is a predicted model, not a curated record. The transcript has 4 exons. Lineage: Eukaryota; Viridiplantae; Streptophyta; Magnoliopsida; Vitales; Vitaceae. The coding region runs from base 138 to 1127 and encodes 329 amino acids.
CGGUGAGGACAGAGUCCAUAGGUCGUCACGCAUGAGUUUCUAUAAAUUUUCAUUUGUGAAGGUACUUUCAAACUCCCAAAUUCAAUUUGCCUAGCUUUGUGGAGUUGCGAGACCAAGAAAAGGUUGCUGAAAGACAAAUGGAGCAAAGCUCAAAUGUGCCGAAGUUUGGCAAUUGGGAAAGUCAACAAGAUGUCCCUUACACAGUUUAUUUUGAAAAGGCAAGGAAACAUAGAAGUGGUGAGAAGUUGAAACCAAGUGACACUCAAGGCAAUCCCAAUAUGCCCUAUGCCUACACACCUCCAGUUCAAGCCCCUCCCUUUCAAAAAGAGGUCAAAACAAAGGCAUCAAAGGACCUGGAACCAACAGGAUCAAAGCAUAAGCAGCAUACAGGGCGUGAAGAUGGUAAGAUGUGGAGAUCUGAUGAUUCUUCAUUGCACCAUGACACUGUUGGCCAGAAGGCAGCAGUGGUCUUGCCUCAUCAACGUCAUGGUGGUGCAAGAUCUGGAAGUAGUAAGCCUGAACUGGAGGAAACCAGGGGGCCAGUUGCAUCUCGGCUAAAGUACGAGCUCCACUUGAGCCGGGAAGAUGGGGAGCUAAGAAGACCAACUGAUUCUCCAUCACGCCAUGAGACUGUAGGUCAUAGAGCUGCUGCUGACUUGAACUAUCAACGCAAUGGUGGUGUAAAUUCGGGUGAUAAGAGGUCUAUGCGCCAAAGCACAGGGUCUGAUCACAGCAUUGACCACUCACCACUACACCCACGUUACCAGGCAAUGGUUGGAGGCAAAAGCAGUGGAGUAUCUUCUCCCUCAUGGCAAAAAAGGCUUUCUUCUGAAGUUAGCCACAGCCUAGGUCCCUCCACUCAAAGGUCCCAACUGAGACCAGCUACUCAAGGCAAUCGAAAGCCUGAUGACAGCACUGCUGUUCCGAAAUUUGGUGAUUGGGAUGAGAGAAACCCUUCAUCAGCUGAAGGGUAUACACACAUUUUCAACAAAGUUCAUGAGGAGAAGCAGAGGGUAGAAGGAACAGUACCAGCCAUGGUGACUGAGCCUUCUUAUCCCAGUGGUCCGGAGCAAUAUGGAAAAGACCAUGCCAAGAGAUGUUGCUGCUUCCCAUGGGGUCGAAAAUGAAGUUAUGUGUAUGGAUGACUAGAAAGCACAUGAUAGACGAAUAGAGAGCGCAUGAGGCAUGUAUACUUACAUACAACUGAUUGUCCUAUGUAUAGAGUAACAUUUUUGUUUAGUGCAUUUCACUAGAAGAAAAAUAAUGAGGUUUUGGGGCAAGACAUCUAUCUUUCAUUAUGGAAUUGAGUGUACCUAGUUCUUAAUUUCUGUUGACCCUUUUUCCUUUUUCUGCCUUUGGGGGGUAUCUGAUUCUUGGUUGUACUACAAUAUUUCCUUUCUGAUAGAAUAAAAUAUUGUUAUUUCCUACAAAAAAUAAAAACAAACUGCAUGAUUCAAAA